This is a messenger RNA of Vanessa atalanta (red admiral), 1390 nucleotides long. RefSeq lists its product as uncharacterized. The record is from RefSeq and is a predicted model, not a curated record. NCBI's taxonomy places the organism in Eukaryota, Metazoa, Arthropoda, Insecta, Lepidoptera, Nymphalidae. The transcript is spliced from 2 exons. Bases 1 to 1182 code for a protein of 393 amino acids.
AUGUCCGCACAAGAUUUAGCUGCAGCUGUACUAUUAUUGCUUGUGGCUAAGCGUAAACGUAAACGAACACGUCGUUGGUCGAAAGAUUGGUACUUGAAAAGGCCAAAAUACACUCACGAAAAUCUCUUAAAAGACUUGAUGUUAACUGAGGAAAAUGACUUCAAGAAUUAUGUACGACUGGAUUUGGAACAGUUUCAAGAGCUACUAAAAUUGGUUGCGCAAUUGAUUGAGAAAAAAAAUACAAACAUGAGGGAAGCAAUACCACCUUUUCAACGGCUUUCAAUAACAUUACGGUAUCUAGCCACUGGGAAUACUCUAGAAGAUUUAAAGUUUCACAGUGCUAUUUCCCCACAAAAUCUUUCCCUAAUAAUUAUGGAAACCUGCGAUGCCAUAAUAAAGGUUUUGAAUAAAUUAAUCAAGCUACCACAAACUGCCGAGGAAUGGAAACAAGUUGCCAAGGAUUUUGAGAGCCAGUGGAAUGCUCCUCAUGUAAUCGGUGCUAAAGAUGGCAAGCACGUGGACAUAAAGAAACCUCCUGGUUCUGGAUCAUACUACUAUAACUACAAAAAAACAUUCAGUAUUGUGUUAAUGGCGGUUGUAAAUGCUAACUACGAGUUCAUUAUGGUUGAUAUAGGGACUAAUGGGCGCGUAUCAGAUGGGAGUGUGCUGCAGAAUACAACAUUUGGACAGCAAUUAAAAAAUAACGCUUUAAAUAUUCCACCACCUGAAUUGUUGCCUGGAAGUUUCCGAAAACUUCCAUAUUUUUUUGUUGGAGAUGAUGCCUUUCCAAUGUCUCAAAAUUUACUGAAACCUUAUAUCCAAACUGGAUUAACAAAAGAAAAACGUAUAUAUAACUAUCGAAUAUCGCGAGCUAGAAGGAUGGUUGAAAGUGUUUUCGGUAUACUAGGUACUCGUUUUGGAGUAUUUCAAAGAGCAUUUCCUUUUGAUCCUACAAAAGUAAGAAAAAUUGUUUUGACUUGUUGUUAUCUACACAAUUUUUUGAGGAAAUCCCGUUCCUACUUAUCUCCAUCAUUAAUGUUUCGUGAAGACCACGAAUCAGCAAUAAUACACCCACCAUCUAAAGAAGUAUUUCAGUUGAAACCAUUGGAAAACAUCAAUAAAAAAAAUUCACUGAAUAUCGCAAAACAAGCACGGGACAAUUACAAUUAUAGGGAGUCUUAGGUCAGCCAAUUUAAACAAAGUAUUUACUUUCUCUAACAAUUAUAUAUUACAACAAUUUAUCGUUGUUCCCUCGUUGAGCGCUCCGAACAGAAUGCCUCUCGUUAUUCAGCCGUCCUCAACUAUGAUCAAGUCCUCGCUGUGAUUGGCGAACGCUUCUGAUUGGCUAUCGCAAAUUUAGUCAAAUUUACAUCCAAUAAUCGAAAUAUUA